ACUCCCAACAUUCGUAACCAAAUCUUUUCAUCAAUUUAAAUACGAGAUGACUUGAACACAAUCAUUAUGCUUCUGGGAUGCAAUCAGAGAGGACAUUGUUGAGGAGGUUCAAGAAUUUUUAAAAAUUAUAAUCUUGGAAGAUUCUUCUAGGAAAAGAAUCUACCUCAACAACAACUCCUUAAAUCCCAGACAAAACAUGGAGUUGUCUUCUCUGAUUGCUCUAAAUAAUAAGAAGCAUGUUGUAGUUGUGUUCAUAGGUUUAGUAUUAAUCUUCAACAUAGCCUUAAUUACUGCUGCCAAUGAGAAAAGCCAGAUUUACACGGUGCAUUUGGGUGAGAGGCAACAUGAUGAUCCUAAUCUUGUGACUGAAUCACAUCAUGAUAUUCUAGGACCGCUUCUUGGAAGCAAAGAAGCUUCCCGUGAGUCUAUGAUUUAUAGUUACAGACAUGGUUUCUCAGGCUUUGCAGCGAAACUCACAUCAUCUCAAGCAAGGGAACUUUCUGAGCAUCCGGAUGUUGUUCACGUAACGAAAAGUAAGAAUAUGAAACUGAAAACAACAAGGGUUAAUGAUUACUUGGGACUCACUCCAACCGCUCCAACCGGUCUCCUCCAUGAAACCGCUAUGGGAAGUGAAGCAAUUGUAGGAAUUCUGGACUCAGGAAUAUGGCCAGACUCCAAGUCAUUCAACGACAACGGUCUUGGACCAAUCCCGGCACGAUGGAAAGGACAAUGUGUUUCAGGAGAAGCGUUCAACGCAUCGAGCUGUAACAGAAAGUUGAUCGGAGCUACGUACUACUCUAAGGGUCUCAUGAGUAAGUACAACGGAACGUUCAACGCGGUAGAGAAAGGUGAGGUCAUGUCCCCUCUAGACAAAAUGGGACACGGAACCCACUGUGCAUCGACAGCCGUGGGUUCUUUCGUCCCAGACGCAAACGUGUUUGGUCUAGCUCAAGGAACCGCGAGAGGAAGUGCACCGCGGGCCCGUAUAGCCUCUUACAAAGUGUGUUGGAACAACGAUGAGUGUUUCACACCGGAUAUUGUAAAGGCCAUAGACCAUGCCAUCCGUGAUGGUGUCGAUGUAAUAUCGCUCUCGCUCGGAUCUGAAGUACCAGUUGAUUUCGAGGUUGAUAGCAGGAGUGAUUUCGCUAUUGCUGCUUUCCACGCUGUUAUGAAGGGAAUUCCCGUAGUAUGUGCUGGAGGGAACGAUGGUCCUGACAAACAAACCAUCUCUAAUGUUGCUCCGUGGCUCAUAACCGUCGCGGCUACGACCAUGGACAGAGAAUUCUUCACGCCCAUCACUCUUGGAAACAAUAUAACCUUAUUGGGUCAAGAAGGUGUAUACACAGGAAAAGAAGUUGGAUUCACUGAUCUUCUUUACUUCGAAGACCUGACAAAGGAGGAUAUGCAAGCCGGUAAAGCUAAUGGAAAAAUCUUGUUUUUCUUCCAAACAGCCAAAUAUCAAGACGAUUUUGUAGAAUAUGCGCAAUCAAAUGGCGCUGCUGGCGUCAUUCUCGCUAUGCAGCCAACAGAUAGUAUCGAUCCAGGCAGCGCUGAUAUCGCGUACGCCUAUGUAGACUACGAAAUUGGGAUGGACAUUUUAUUGUACAUCCAAACCACCAAAUCGCCAGUAGCUAAGAUCAGUCCCACCAAGACUUUUGUUGGCCGACCUUUAGCGACCAAGGUUGCUAGAUUUUCCUCUAGAGGUCCCAAUUCACUAUCUCCUGCCAUUCUCAAGCCGGAUAUAGCAGCACCAGGUUCAGGUAUACUCGCAGCCGUACCAUCAAGGGCAGGAUACGAAUUAAUGUCAGGAACAUCGAUGGCUGCACCUGUCGUGUCAGGAAUAGUCUCACUUCUUAGACAAAAACGCCCCGACUGGUCUCCUGCCGCAAUCCGAUCCGCACUCGUCACAACCGCGUUGCAAACCGACCCUUCGGGAGAGCCUAUUGCAGCCGAGGGUUCCCCACGCAAACUGGCCGACUCAUUUGACUAUGGAGGCGGCCUAGUAAACCCGGGGAAAGUAGCGGACCCGGGACUUGUCUAUGACAUGGGCCACGAUGAAUAUGUUCAUUACUUGUGCUCCGCAGGCUACGACAAUACAUCAAUCUCAAAACUACUUGGAAAAAUCUACACUUGCCCUUCCCCAAUUCCAUCAAUGCUUGAUGUCAACUUGCCUUCCAUCACAAUCCCAUAUCUUAGUGAAGAGAUCACAAUAACAAGAACCGUGACGAAUGUUGGACCGGUCGGUUCGGUUUACAAAGCUGUGAUCCAAGCGCCUCAAGGUAUUAACCUUCAGGUGAGUCCUGAGACUCUUGAAUUCGGUUCCAACACUAACAAGAUUACCUUCACGGUGAAAGUCUCCACGACUCAUAGAGCGAAUACUGAUUAUCUCUUUGGGAGCUUAACUUGGACCGACAAUGAAGGCCAUAAUGUAAGAAUCCCUCUUUCUGUGAGAACAAGAGUUUUAAACUUCAAGAUCUAACAAAAUUAUUAACAUUAUUGUAUAAUAUUUUUUAUUGUACUUAAAAGUGUAUUAUAAUUUGUUUUCUUUCGGAGGCAAUGUAAAUGUGAUAAGAAAGCCUUUUUUUAUCA
Messenger RNA from Arabidopsis lyrata subsp. lyrata, 2589 nucleotides. RefSeq names its product subtilisin-like protease SBT3.16. The transcript has 8 exons. Bases 197 to 2479 code for a protein of 760 amino acids. Gene Ontology annotation, biological process: proteolysis. Gene Ontology annotation, molecular function: serine-type endopeptidase activity. Lineage: Eukaryota; Viridiplantae; Streptophyta; Magnoliopsida; Brassicales; Brassicaceae. The record is from RefSeq and is a predicted model, not a curated record.